AUGACUUCAAAAUUUGCUGAAAACGAAAGGAAACUUACCGAGACCAGAAUGUCUCAGAUGGAGCGGAAGAUCGAAAAGACGAUGAAGAUGUUAGCAGAUCUCGAUGUUUCUGGAGACGAUACUAAAGAAGCGAAUAGAAAAUUGGUCAAGGACCAAAUUGCCCCACAGAUCCCGAUGUUAAAAGAUGGAGCUGCUAGGAGCAACGGUAUUUUGUUCAUUGAAUAUUACAAUGCCUUAACUAGCGUUUUGGAAGCUCAUGACUGUGGUCAGGUGAAGGUGCUUUUUGAAGCGAAACAAGUCUGA
Messenger RNA from Brettanomyces bruxellensis, 303 nucleotides. RefSeq lists its product as uncharacterized. The coding region runs from base 1 to 303 and encodes 100 amino acids. The record is from RefSeq and is a predicted model, not a curated record. Lineage: Eukaryota; Fungi; Ascomycota; Pichiomycetes; Pichiales; Pichiaceae. The transcript has a single exon.